AUGUUAAACAAAUUGCAAACCGAUAUUUCAUCUCGUUUUUCAGAUGUUAAAUUACACGAAAAAUCGUUGGGUUUAUUUGAAAAUCCAUUCAAUAUUGAUGAAAUUGAUGUCGAUACUUCUUUUCAACUUGAACUUAUCGAGUUAAAUACAAAUUCAUUUUACUAUGAUGAAUUUCAAACAAUGAAAAAAAAUGAUAUAUUAAAAUUUUAUUCAACGCUUUCACACGAAGAUUUCCCUGCUUUGAGAGACAUUAUGAUGAAAAUGGCAACUGUAUUUGGCUCGACGUAUAUAUGUGAAUAA
Molecule: messenger RNA, 300 nt
Organism: Macrosiphum euphorbiae (potato aphid)
Lineage: Eukaryota; Metazoa; Arthropoda; Insecta; Hemiptera; Aphididae
Source: the annotation of a GenBank genome assembly